Molecule: messenger RNA, 542 nt
Organism: Funneliformis geosporum
Lineage: Eukaryota; Fungi; Glomeromycota; Glomeromycetes; Glomerales; Glomeraceae
Source: the annotation of a GenBank genome assembly
GUAAUGAAGAAAAAAAUAAUCAAAAACCAGAAAAGCAAUUUCGAGAUGGAAGAGAGGAUUUUAAAGAUUCUCCUUAUCCGAGCGACAAAAAUUCUCCUAAAAAGGAAAAAGUAGAAGUCAAAGAAAAAUUGAAAAAAUUAAAUCAAGCCAAAAUUAGUAAUGACAAGAAGGAACUGGUAAAUGCUCUUAAAGAAACUCAAAAUACUACUCAAAACAGUUCUGAUGAAGACUUAAAAAAACAGAAAGAGCAAAUCGAGAAUAGAUUAGGUCAAGUUGACCAAGAAAAAUUAAGAAGGAUUAUUAAAGAAGAAUUAACUGAACUUAAUAAUAGCCAGUUAAAACCCGAGAAGGUCAAAAACAUUCAUACUGAAGUUUUAAAUAAGGCAGGAGUGAUAACUUUAGAGAAAUUAAUUGCUGAAGUCCAGCAAACCAUAAAAUUAAAUAACCAAAAAUCAAUAAAAUCUAAGGUUAAAAAAUUAAAAAUCUUUGUCGAAAACACCGCUAAUGAAUAUGCUCAAAAUGCUUAUCAGCAAAAAAAAGAG